This is a messenger RNA of Cyprinus carpio (common carp), 2606 nucleotides long. Its product is annotated as transcription cofactor HES-6. Gene Ontology annotation, molecular function: RNA polymerase II cis-regulatory region sequence-specific DNA binding; protein dimerization activity; DNA-binding transcription factor activity, RNA polymerase II-specific. Gene Ontology annotation, biological process: anterior/posterior pattern specification; regulation of neurogenesis; regulation of transcription by RNA polymerase II. Lineage: Eukaryota; Metazoa; Chordata; Actinopteri; Cypriniformes; Cyprinidae. The record is from RefSeq and is a predicted model, not a curated record. Gene Ontology annotation, cellular component: nucleus.
CCCCGAGACUGUGGGAAACUGCGCAGCAAAAAGCACCCAUGCAUUGUCAUGGUAAUUUCAGUUGGUGGAGGUUUGAGGGGGAGCGUGAGUACAUGUUAAACGAGGUUAAGUGAGCCUGUUUAGUUUCUAGAUUUAUCAAGACUAUACGCCACCGCAAACUCUAGUUUCGUAAAUAGUCGUGGCAAAGCGAAAGGUUUCUAUACCCAGAUCUGCAGAAAAAUGACGGCUUCUAAUAUCGACAAUGGUUCGGAGAAGAAUUUCAACGCAAAAGAUGAGCGAAAGCUGCGGAAACCCUUGAUAGAGAAGAAACGCAGAGAGAGGAUAAACUCAAGCCUUGAGCAGCUAAAGGGUAUUAUGGUGGAUGCCUACAACUUGGAUCAAUCUAAAUUGGAGAAGGCGGAUGUUCUUGAGAUAACAGUUCAGCACAUGGAAAACCUUCAAAGAGGUUCAGGCGGUAGCAUCAGUCCAGGCACUGGGUUUGAGUCUCGACAAAGAUACAGUAGUGGCUAUAUUCAAUGCAUGCAUGAGGUGCACAACCUGCUCCUGAGUUGCCCUGGGAUGGACAAGACUCUGGGUGCUCGUUUGCUAAACCACUUGCUGAAAUCUCUUCCACAUAUCAGCACUGAGGCCGGCGGCACAAGAUCUGUUGGCACCCCUGGCCCUCUUCCCCUAUCCCCUACCCAAUCCCCUCUAAACCUGCCCUCCUUACAUCCCCAUCCUCUCCACCUGCACACCCCUCCAACUCCUUCCCCACCCUCCAGCCCCACUCACUCUCCCAGAGUCCCACCGAAUAGAGAGAGACCAAGCGAACAGUCCUCUCCCCCCAGGUCUCCUUCCCCUCAGACUCCAGCACGAUCGGCCCUUCCCCCUUUCUUUCCAGGAGCUGAUCCCUCUAUGUGGAGACCCUGGUGAAUGAAUGCAGCCCAGCCCCCCCAUUUGCCCUCCCCUUGCUCUUCUUUGGCCUGCCCUCUUCUACCUAAUAGUUUCCAUCACAUUUGCCCUCUUUGGAGGUUGGAGUGCUUUCCACUCAAAGGGGUGCGUCAUGUUCAGUUACAAAGUCCCAUGGGGUUGUUUGGUAUCAUUUAAAGCACUGUACUGCAUGCUUGGAAGAAAAUUAUGCUAUGUUCAUGUUUUGAGGGUAUGAUCACAGAUGACACCAAAGCUGCCCUCGUUGACUGUAUAUACUAGUAUUGCUGUCUUGACCACUUGUAGGGAAAGCUUAUAUUACCUUUGCCUUGCUUUUUCUCUCUUUUUUUUACUAGCUGGGUUUUAGACAUGGUGUGCUGUGGGUUUUAGGGGAUUUGUUGAAAUUAUGCAUGUUUCUCUACCUUAAAUGCAAAGCACUAAUGGUGACUCAGAAAGGGUAGAACUGACAAGAUCAUUUGUGAAGAAUAUACUCCAUCCUUGUAUAUUACAAGAAGAGAGGAGUCUGACUAGUACCUCAUAUUGAAGCAGUUAAAACUGAUUUUCUUUAUGAAAAAUCAGAACUGUAUUGACUUUGUAUUCUCAAAAAUUUGUAAUAAAGAUGAUUUUUCAAAAUGAAAAUGAGGCUGAUUAGUUAUUUUUUUAAACUCUUUAUUUAAUCUGUCAUAUAUACGAACUGGCUCUUUAUUCCACUGACAAACAAAUAUUGGUCGAAUUUAGAUUUUUUUUUUUGACAUUUACAAACAGCAUCACAGGCACUUACUUCAAAAUUAGUUCACUCAAAUUCAACAUUAUGUACAUCCCAAUCCUAUUGUAUUUAUUAGUUAUGCCAACAAUUUGAACCUGAACAUUACAUUCAAUAAACUGUGUUAAUACAGAAAAUAAGAAAAACUUUUUCAGGUUUGCCAAUUUCUUGAUGGAUAGUUUAGCAUGCCAAAGAGAAAAGGGCACAAGAUCUACAAAUUAUCAAAGAAUCAAAAGAGGAUCCAUGGGUCAACACGUGACGUAAUACCAAAUUUCUCUAAAUCUAUACCAAUGGAGAAACAAACUCAUCUACAUAUAGGAUGGCCUGGGGGUUGAGUAAAUUUCAACAAAUUAGCAUUUUUGGGUGAACUAUUCAUUUAAAGUAAACAAAAUAUACAUUUGAGCCAUAUUGUCAGAAAAUUAUGCUAUAACUUAAAACAGCCACUAGAUGUCACUAUUUACUAGCCACAAUCCCACAGUUACUAGUCACAUGCUAAAAUAAAAUGUCUGCCCCCAGAGCCGGCACUGACUACCCCUGGUUUAUCUAGUGUUCUGCUACAUUGAAAGCUAAUUUCACCAUAAAACAUAUUUAGUCUAGCAUUCUAGUUAAUAAUAGAUAUAGAGUGUAAUAAAGCAGGUUGGAGUCAGAAAUGAAAUAUAACUUAUCCAUGAUAAACAUAGUAUUCAAUUUUGUACAAAGUAAAACAAAACUAGGAGGCAAUAUUUCAGCUCAUGCAACAUUAAAAAAUAUGAAUAAUAGGAAAAAAAAGUGCAACCGACCGUCCAAGGGUCUAUUUUUCAUUCAGCAUGAGGUUCAUUGGGGCACAGGUGUCUUUAGACACGUCUUUGAAUGCUAACUGGUAGUUAAGUGUUAAAUCUGCACUCAUUCAUGUUCACCAUACAUCCAGGUGGCAAUGGACUAUUUCAACAAGACAAAA